Molecule: messenger RNA, 144 nt
Organism: Caenorhabditis elegans
Lineage: Eukaryota; Metazoa; Nematoda; Chromadorea; Rhabditida; Rhabditidae
Source: the annotation of a RefSeq genome assembly
AGUUCUCAUAACUCCAACAACGACCGUAUCACUGUUGAGUGGACCAACACCCCGGAUGGCGCUGCCAAACAAUUCCGUCGUGAAUGGUUCCAGGGAGACGGUAUGGUUCGUCGCAAGAACCUUCCAAUUGAGUACAACCCAUAG